GUGGACGUCGGUGUCGGCGUCGGCACCCUCCUCAGCAGCUACUGCCCCGAAGACGGCAUCGCCCCUACCUCCAAGCCUCCCGUUGUCAUCGACAAGGCCUGCACUGCAUGGGGCAAGACCGUCGACGCAGCAUUCAACCCCAUCGGGUACGUCGUUGUUUCUCAAUGCGCUCAUCUCACAUGUUCUGACAUCUCGUCCAUCGGACUCGCGUUCCUGGGCAUCAAGGACGGCUCGUUCAACAUGGGUUGGGAUGGCGUAUUGAUUGGGAAAUGGCGAGGUGGUCACCUCGCCACCUGGGACGACGAUAUGUCGCCCGACAUCUCCUUCGUCAACGGCACGACCAACAGCGACAUCGAUAUCCUUGAUACCGGGGGUACGCCUGACCCCGGAGCGCCAAAGUCAACGGCGCGGACUUCGGACGUACACACCGGCACCAAGGAUAUCAAGCCCGCACCCUGCAUCAUCUGCUCUUCUCUCCGCGACGCACCUAUCGCCACCGUCGACCGCCAGGCCACCAUGGUCGCAUCCGACCUGGAGGCCGAGUACAAGUCGGUGCCUCUCGUGGACUCCGAGUCGGUCGAGGCGGACUCGCCCCCCACCGAAGCGGAGAAGCUGAUCGCGCUCUUCUACGCGUUCGCCAUCCCAUUCUGGACUGUCUUCAUCUGGCUCAAGGUUGACACGAAGCGUCACGCUCUCAUCGACGACUUCGGCACCUCGCUCGCUCGCCGCUGCGCGGACUGGAUCGCUAUUUGCAUCGCGGCGAUCCUCCAACCUCUUCGCAACGCGCUCGCCUCCUUCAGCCCGUUCGCGAAGAUCAUGAACGGCUUGACCAUCCCGUGGGACUCGAACGGGAAGGUGUUCGUGACAACGAAGGACGGCAAGUGGAUGUCUCUGAUCGUCCUCUCGCCAUCUGAAUACGUUCUGGUUGAGGGCUCGCCCAACGACGAGGAGCCUGAACCUGAGCCCACUGAGGCCGAGGAAGCAGGGCCUGCACGGCGCAUCUCCACUUCUGGAGCCCGUGACAGCCGCCGCGGCCAGAAGAAGGCCAAGAGGAAUGCAAAGGCCAACGCAAAGGCCAAGGCGAAGGGCUGGGCGUGAGCUUCAGCUCAGCCCCGCCUCGCAUCGUCGCUCUCCCCAAACUAUUGUAUCAAUAUCUCGGUCUCGUCCCUUGUAGCGUUACGAUUUCUCUUCGUAUGAUCUCUCUUUACCUCUUUCCUUGUACUAUACUGGGUUGGGUUCCGGUGGCCGGCGAACCUCAGAGCACCGAUGCCCCCGUGUGUUCUUGAGGUUCGUCGAUCAUCGGGGCGGGUCAGGCGAACGGAGGGGCAUUCCGCGAGUCUGGCUUGCAAUCCCUUCCCCUUUUCCUUUCUUCCUUUAUCUAUCCAUUGGUCUCGUAUGCGUUCCUGGGUCUCAUUCAUCUCAUCUCUGGGUUUCGGUCUUGCAUAGCGGUUUGGACGUCUGACUCGUUGGACUUGGCAGACUGUUCAUUGUCACGGACUUGGGUUUGUAGCAUGGUCACGUAUUUAUACGAUAUUUAUU
Rhodofomes roseus is the source of this 1539-nucleotide messenger RNA. RefSeq lists its product as uncharacterized. The transcript has 6 exons. Lineage: Eukaryota; Fungi; Basidiomycota; Agaricomycetes; Polyporales; Fomitopsidaceae. The record is from RefSeq and is a predicted model, not a curated record. The coding region runs from base 241 to 1098 and encodes 285 amino acids.